ACCGUGAUUGGCCGUUGAGCUGGAAGCUGAACAUUUGAAACUAGCGGGCAGUUGAAGUAGAAGAAAGAAGGCGCUCCUACAUAAGGCGCCGUAAUAGGAGUCUAAUUCGGUAAAGAGGCAAAAAAAAAUAAAAAAACCAAACCCAAAACUAAUACAAAAUAACAGUGGCUUGUUUUUGUCAAUUUCGGGAAACGUACUGUGCGGAGUACCUGAAUUUCCAGAAUGGUGAAGGAGGAAGAAAAAAUGAUUCCCGUCAGGGUUGCAUUGCGUUGUCGACCCUUAGUGCCCAAGGAAAUUGAUGAAGGCUGUCUAUCCUGCCUUACAUUUGUGCCAGGAGAGCCACAGGUGAUUGUUGGCAAUAAUAAACCUUUUACUUAUGACUAUGUAUAUGAUCCCAUGACUGAACAGGAGGAAGUGUUUAACACUUCAGUUGUACCACUACUGACUGGCCUGUUCAAAGGUUAUAAUGCAACAGUGCUGGCAUAUGGACAGACUGGGUCAGGAAAAACCUUUUCUAUGGGAGGUACAUACACUUCAGCCCAAGAAAAUGAACCUUCUGUAGGAGUUAUCCCCAGAGUGAUCAACAGGCUAUUCCAAGAAAAGUCAAAGAGGCAAGACUGUGAGACCACAUUCAGUGUUUCCUAUCUAGAGAUUUAUAAUGAAGAAAUUUUAGAUCUGUUAUGUACUGCCAAGGAAAAGCCAAGCAUUAAUAUUCGGGAGGAUCCUAAGGAAGGCAUAAAGAUUGUUGGGUUGACAGAAAAAGAUGUGUGUAGUGCUCCUGAAAUGGUGGGUUGCUUGGAACAGGGAAAUGCUGCUCGCACAGUUGCAUCUACUGCUAUGAAUUCUGCGUCUUCACGCUCCCAUGCAAUAUUUACUAUUACUAUUGAACUGAGAAAGGGACAGGACAAAAGUAUUAUAUGCCGCUCCAAGCUGCACUUAGUGGAUCUGGCUGGUUCUGAGAGACAAAAAAAAACAAAAGCUGAAGGGGAUCGUUUAAAAGAAGGAAUUAAUAUCAACCGUGGUUUGCUGUCAUUGGGGAAUGUGAUCAGUGCUCUUGGUGAUGAAAGUAAAAAAGGAAGUUUUGUGCCUUACAGAGAUUCUAAACUAACUCGUCUAUUACAAGAUUCACUGGGUGGUAAUAGCCACACCUUAAUGAUUGCAUGUGUGAGUCCUGCAGAUUCAAAUAUGGAGGAGACCAUUAACACCAUGCGUUACGCAGAUCGAGCAAGAAAAAUAAAAAAUAAGCCAGUUGUUAAUGUUGAUCCUCGGGCUGCAGAAAUGCAGCGUCUAAAGCAGCAGGUUCAGGAGUUGCAGGUAUUGUUGCUUCAUGCUCGGGGAGGUGUUCCAGCAGUAUUGAGCAGUUCAGAGCCUGCAGGAAAUGUGACUGAUAUACUUGAAAAGAAUCGCUGUUUGCAGGAUGAGAAUAUUAAACUUAGUCGGGAACUAAGUGAAGCUAUUGGACAGACAGCGCAGAUGUUUGAAAAAAUAAUUAUUACUGAACAGGUCAAUGAAAAGUUACAGACUAAACUGGCAGAGCUUCGUCAGCAUGCUGCCUGCAAGAUUGAUCUCCAGCGAAUUGUGUCAACUUUGCAAGAUCAAGAAUUGAAAGAGAAUGUAGAGGUGAUCCGUAACCUACAGAAAGUUAUUAUGCAACUUCAGGAUGAAGGUGCUGGAAUAGCUGCUACAAUUGAGGCUAUAACAUAUGCGGACUGCAACCCAGUAGAGAGUGUCGAAGAGCACAAGAUUUCUCAAGAUUGUGGUGACAGUCCAAAAAAUCUUUCAUCAGCAGCUCUGAAUUCCUCUGAGACAGAUAAACGUUCAUCAGAUGCCUUUACUACCCAGCAUGCCUUGAGACAAGCAAUGAUGUCAAAAGAACUGAUAGAACUAAACAGAGCUUUAGCCCUGAAGGAGACCCUAGCCAAGAAAAUGAGUCAAAAUGACAGACAUUUGGAACCUAUACAGUCUGAUUACCAGGAAAAUGUAAAACACCUGCAAGAAGAAGUUGGUGCUCUUCAGAAAGAAAAAGAAGAUUUAAUACUUGCCCUUCACUCUGCUAAGAAAGACACUAACCAGGCAAAGUUAAGUGAACAGAGACGUAAGAGGCUUCAGGAGUUAGAAAAUCAAAUGAAUGAGCUAAAGAAGAAACUUUUGGAUCAGUCCAAACUACUGAAGCUGAGGGAGACUUCGCUGCAGAAUGUGACCAAACUGAAUCAAGAAAUACAGUUGAUGAAAACUCAGCGAGUCCAGCUGAUGAAGCAAAUGAAAGAAGAUGCUGAAAAGUUCCGCUUGUGGAAGCAGAAAAAAGAUAAAGAAGUAUUACAGCUAAAAGAAAAAGAUCGAAAGAGGCAGUAUGAGAUGCUGAAGCUAGAAAGAGAUUUUCAGAAACAAGCCAAUGUUCUAAGAAGAAAGACUGAAGAGGCUGCAGCUGCAAACAAACGACUAAAAGAUGCUUUGCAGAAAAGAAGUGAGGCUGCAGAGAAAAGGAAAGAUGGUCAAAACCGAGGAUUUGAAGGAGCAGCUGCUAGAGUAAAGAAUUGGUUACUGAAUGAGGUUGAAGUGUUGGUAAGUACAGAAGAGGCUCGGCGUCAUCUUAAUGACCUGUUAGAAGACAGGAAAAUUCUUGCUGAAGAAAAGUCACAACUCAAACAACAGAUGAAUUCGGGAGAAAGAUUGCCACCAAAAAUAAGGAGACGCACAUUUACUGUUGCUGAGUUAGAGGGAAAAGGACAACUGGAGGCUUCUAUUGGAAAACAAAUAGAACACUUGGAAACUGAAAUGGAGCUCAGGAGUGCUCAGAUUGCUGACUUGCAACAGAAACUGAUGGAUGCAGAUAAUGAAGAACGAGUUAAACAGCGGUGGGAUAAUAUAACCACCAUAGUAGAAGCAAAGUGUGCUCUCAAGUACUUGAUGUCAGAGCUUGUAUCUGCCAAGGUUAAAACUACAAAGUUGGAAAAUAGUUUAACACAGGAGAAGAACAACUACUCAGACAUGCAAAGGAUGUUAUUUGAAGAGCGAACAAUAAUGGCUGAAAUGGAAACUCAGCACCAGGCUCAGUUAGUAGAACUGGAACAAAGACAUCAAGAAAAGGUAUUGUAUCUUCUGAGUCAGCUUCAAAACAAACCUAAAGAGGAAGAAAAUCCAAACGACACUGUAUCUGAGCGAGAAAAAGAGCUUUUGGAGCGUUUAAAAUUCCAGGAGCAAGAGAUUGAGAAAAUGAAGGAUCUAAGUGAACAAAAUCAGAAGUUGACAGAAGAGAACGAUGUCUACAAGCAGAAACUGGCUUUGCUACAAAUUGCUAGUCAAAAGAAAAUGACUAACAUUCUAUCUAAAACAAAAGACUCUCCAGAUUCCUCAUUUGAGUAUCUUCCUCCUAAGCCUCGUGCUCGUAGACGCUUCACUGCUAAGGUACCUACAUAUCUGGAUGAGAACUUGAAAAUGGAAGAUUUGGAGUCUGCAUCCGAGGAGGAAGAGGGUGAUGUGGAUGAGUGGAUUCCAGGGAAAUCUUCCAAGAGUAAGAAGACUACUGUUUCUGGUUGUUCAUGUAAAGGACAUUGUGGGAACAAACUCUGCCGUUGCCGUAAAAGAAAAUCCAGCUGCAGUGAGACCUGCCACUGUGAUCCUGCAAAAUGUAGAAAUGCUGAAAUUCUUCAAACCAAUAUAUUGAAGGAGCUGUCACCUAAUGAACAGUCAAAGGAUGCAGAGGGUUCGUUUAAACUGGACAAUUUAAUAAGUGACAGUCAUGAUGAUUCUACCUACUUUAAGACUCCUGAUUUUCUUCCAACUAAAAAGGUUCUCAAGGAGUUAAGUGAUAUUGGACAGAUUGCUCCUAGCAUUAAACUUGAAAGAAAGCCCUCUAUAGUUGAAAAUGAAGUGUUUGAAACCAGCACAGCAAGUAUUUUAAAGAAAAAGAAACGCACUCUCAACAGCAACAACAGUUUCUUUUCUGGAUGCACUCCAAUCUGUGAAUAAUUGUCUUACUGAUUUUUAUGUUUGUCUGUUUCUUGUUGUACAAAAAAUGGUGGUCUUUUUUACUGUGACCUGUAAAAUGUUUUGUUUUUUUUUUCUGUUGUCUUUGUUUUAGAUACACUAUGAAAUAAAUAAUAAAAUCUUUUAGAUUAUUUUAGCAUGGCUUUCUUCUACAUCUCCUUUGAGUCAAAGAAUUUAUUUGUGAUGCUACAGUGUCUUCAGUCAAAAUCUGCUUAAAUACCUUUAGCUUUGAAACUUCUUGAAGCAUGGGACACCCAAGUUUUACAAGGUAAACUGCUGAUAGAGAAAUGGAAUAACUUGAUGUAGAAAUUCAUACGUUGCAGUAUUGACAAAGUUUGUAAAUAAUAGUUGUGUGUAAAGUAUCAUGCUUUCCUUUCUUUGUCUCAUUGAUUUCAACCUUGUACUGUUAAAGAAUUUGUGUUGUACAUAUUACCUGAACAGCCAAUAAUGAAUUAAAUGGAAACUUGUCUGUUU
Molecule: messenger RNA, 4461 nt
Organism: Erpetoichthys calabaricus (reedfish)
Lineage: Eukaryota; Metazoa; Chordata; Cladistia; Polypteriformes; Polypteridae
Gene: kif4
Product: kinesin family member 4
Exons: 31
Coding region: 223-3969 (1248 amino acids)
Biological process (GO): mitotic spindle organization; microtubule-based movement
Molecular function (GO): ATP binding; microtubule binding; microtubule motor activity
Source: RefSeq, a predicted model, not a curated record